Macadamia integrifolia is the source of this 1167-nucleotide messenger RNA. RefSeq lists its product as uncharacterized. Bases 1 to 1167 code for a protein of 388 amino acids. The transcript is spliced from 2 exons. The record is from RefSeq and is a predicted model, not a curated record. NCBI's taxonomy places the organism in Eukaryota, Viridiplantae, Streptophyta, Magnoliopsida, Proteales, Proteaceae.
AUGAAGAGGGGGAAUAAGAGAAAAGCGACAAAGGAGAAAACGAGGAUAGAGUUUGAGGAGGCAUUACAUGCUCCCGUGCAUCGAUAUAAUGAUGAUAGUGAUGAUGACAGCGAUGACCCAGUGUAUGUGCCUGAUGACAUAGAAACUGACCAAGAGGCUAGAGAUUGGCGGCAGGUGCAAGCAUUGAGCCAACAGAGUCUUCAUAAGGAUAUGGAAAGGAGAUCACAGAGUACAAGGGCAACCCCACCUCCAGCUCCAGCUCCAGUGGUUCCACCUCGUGUGAACCCCGUUCUACAACAGGAUCCCCAUGCGUACAGGAAAAAGGGUAGUAAGCAGCGUAAGAUAAAGGGGAUGUGGGGAGACAUGAAGGUUUAUGUUGGGGAGGCAGUGUCUAAGUGGAUGUUAUUUCAUAGCAUCCUAGCAAAUGCCACCACAGGUCCUUAUUACCAGCCGAUGCUUGAUGCUGUGGCUGAGGCCGGUCUAGGGAUAAAGGGGCCGACUGCAUAUGAGGUGAUGAAUGUAUAUUUGCCUAAGGAGAAGGCUGACUUGAAAGUAUAUACUGAUGAGUUAAAAGUUAUGUGGAAGAGCUAUGGGGUAACCAUAAUGUGUGAUGGUUGGACAGGACCCACAAGAAAAUCCAUCAUCAAUUUUAUGGUUUAUUGUGAUGGUAGAACCAUUUUCUUGAAGUCUAUUGAUGUAUCCAAGGAAAGAACGGAUGCAAUAUAUAUUUAUAAGCUUUUAAAAGAUGUUGUGGAAGAAGUUGGGAUACAAAAUGUCGUUCAAAUUGUGACUAACAAUGGAAGUAACUACAAGAAGGCCAAAAUUAAAAUGAUGGACAACCCUAGAUUCCAACUCUUUUGGACUCGUUGUGCAGCACACUGUAUUGACCUAAUGUUAAAGGACAUGGGAAAACUUAAAAUUGUGCAGACUGUGGUUGAAAGGGCUAGGCAAGUGAGCACAUUUGUCUAUAAUCAUGGGUUUUCAUUGAACCUAUUGAGGGAGAAGUGCGGGGGUGACUUGGUCAAGCCCGGACUCACAAGAUUUGCUACCAACUAUAUUGCAUUCCAGAGUUUUGAAUCCAAGAAAGUUGGUCUUCGAUCCAUGUUCACAUCUAAUGAGUGGUUUGGUUGGAGGGAAGCAGGAUCAGCUAGUGGAAAGGAAACAUAG